This is a messenger RNA of Spizellomyces punctatus DAOM BR117, 3332 nucleotides long. RefSeq lists its product as uncharacterized. Lineage: Eukaryota; Fungi; Chytridiomycota; Chytridiomycetes; Spizellomycetales; Spizellomycetaceae. The record is from RefSeq and is a predicted model, not a curated record. The transcript is spliced from 3 exons. Bases 302 to 3250 code for a protein of 982 amino acids.
CGCUUGUUGAUGGUUUUCAAAGCAACUUCUCUUGCCCGAUACAGUGCCGUCUAGAGGAUGUGCCUUCCAGCAAUGCAAUAUAGCUUUGGAAUCGAGUGUAUGAUGUAUGAUCCCAGGGCUAUUGAUAAAGCGCGGGAGCAGAUGGAGACAGUAUGCGUUAGACGAACUUGCAAGUCAAGGACAGAAUGGAAAGAAGUUAUUUUGUUUGGGUGUUGAGCGCUGGUUUGCUCGCCGAUCCAGCCGAUCAACACGGCACGUGAUUGCGGCAUUCUCCUAAGUGUCGAUCACACAUUGCCUGCGCAUGGUGUGUGUGGGGAAGCAACUUGUGCAUUGCAUUUCUUCCCCGCGCGCGGCCCAUUUCUUUUAUUUAGGCCGUCAGCGUAUCCUCCCCCAGUCCAAAAGGUAUCCAAAUAAUCAGAAAAUGUCGGAUCUCUUCCAAUUCUACGCACGGAAUAGAGGGGUUGUUGUGCCGGAUUUGCUAGCCGCUAGUGUUCUACACAAUCCGUCCAGUCAAGAAAGUCCAUACUCCCUUCUCGCUCUUCUCGGUUCAAAGUUUGAUUUACGUCGAUCAAAGGGGCUGACUUCGUACCUUGUACGCCAUCCUGAUGUCCUUGAAAUCUUGUUCUCCACCCUAUGUGGAAUGGCUCCCGAUGUGGUUGAGAUCGAGCGCCACGUCAUGUCCCUUCCCGCUGGGUCACUAGGAACUGAUACGAAGCGGAUGAGUUUUGUCAGUUUCUUGGAAAAAUGCGAGACGUUGAGCAAAAGUGACGCGUCGGUUGAAUCUUUAUAUAAAAGACUGCUGGAUCUGCUGGAGCACGCUGAUGUCUGCUUCGUAUGCAUGGAUCGCAGUGUCGAUAUUGUCUUUGAAUGCGGUCAUGUUCUCUGCGAGGAAUGCUCAUUACAGAUAUUCGAACGAUGCCCCUUUUGUCGGAGAAACAUCAAGGAUCCUGCGCAUCGGAUGCAUCUAUCCGACGUUCGAAAUGCCAGUGCUAUGGAGAUAGAGGCGCCUGUCAAGUCAGCACCACAGCGUGCGCGUCAAUCUUUAGAAUUGCGAAAGGAUAAAUCUGCAUAUUUGGUAGAGCGUAUUGAGGCUCUUCAGUGCAACACAACUACGCUGGAUGAAGCUGAAAAGACAGAAUGGAAUCUGUUGGUUGAUCGGGCACCGGAUACUGUUAAGACUGCAACACAGUCAAAUCCUUUCCGAUCACAGGAGACCAAAGCCUGGGUUUGCGCAAAAUUGAUCCUAAAGCUUGCACCGCUUCAUAAGGGCAAGCCAUGGACGGAAGCAGAAAGGCAAACAGCGUUCGAAAUUGUUCGAAAUGUCACUACACCAUCGCAACUCCACCGAUUUCUCGCCGUCAUUGCUGGCAAUGAUCCUACUACCGAUGCCCAGAUUAGCCGCUCAAUGCCCCGUAAACUCCGAACAUUAGUGACGCAUAUUGUGAAUAAUAUCAAAUCCGGCGCUGAUUCCGUAGACUUUCAUCGGAGAGACGACAAGGGCUUUUGGAAAAUGCUUUUUGCAAAAGUGCAUAUCACGGAGAAGAGAAAGCGCAAAAGGUUUGCGAAGGCUCAGGCUACCGCCACCGUGCUCAGGACAAAUAAGCUCUCCGACGACCAACGUGCUGAGGCGAUCAAGUUUAAAGUUUUGGAUACGAAUGGACAACGUCCGAAAACAUCAAUCCAUGAUCUGAAUGUUGCCAUACGUGAUCGCGACGUGUCAGCUAUAGUGGCUAGCUUGUCCAAAGAUAGUGGCCUGUGUUUCCGAUAUCUUCGCUUACUGGCUACACGUUUGCGAGAUAGCAUCGAGGAUGUAGAGAAAUGGAGAGCUUUCGUGGAAAAGAUGGCGCCACAGUGGAGUGUUCGACAGUUGAUUGAACUCAAGCAUAUAUUCGUAAAGUGCUUGGAACAGUCAGAGGACGAUAACAAUGUAGAGAUAGGAGCUGCCUCGAAUCCUGUUGGUGAAUCGGCGGAGCAGACCACGAAAUGUAGGCGAGUCAUACUUACCCGGAAGGGAUCGCUGUAUCAGGAGCCACCAAUCAGUGAUUCUGACGAGGCUUUCCCCCUCUAUCCACGAAAGGACAUAACGCAUGUUGCUCUCCAGUGUCUGGAAGCACAAAUUGAGAGUAAACUCACCUUGUCCGACAGAUUCCAUGGCGUGCUUUUGGAGGAUACCCCAACAUCACGGUUAGGCUACAGAGACCGCCUACUGCCACGUGGCAACCCACCCAACGUUCCUCAAUGGGCACUGAAGCAGAUUUUCAAUCGGGGCGACUUCAUACCCCUUCCUUUGAACUCUGAAAUUCUGGCGUAUAUCUAUUGGAAGCAGAAAAUAGACCGAGUCGACCUAGAUCUAUCCGUAUUCGGAGUUGACGAACAAUGCGUGGCUGUCGCAGGUGAUACGAAAUGCGAUUAUACCUCCCUAGACGCUUUCGGCGGUGCAAUGCAGCAUAGUGGAGACCUGAUGUCAGCACCUAACGGGGCUUCAGAAUAUGUUCGCUUUCGCAUUCGAGAUGUCCUUCAAGCGAGUCCUCAGACGAGGUACCUUGUCGUCUCAGUGUUUUCUUACAAUAAGGUGGCGUUUGAUAAUUUGGACUGUGCAAUUGUCGGUGCUGGCGUUCUACCUGCUGGAGCAGCGGAACACGAGGGGGACGUGGAGAGCAACGCAAACCUCCAUCUAGCCGAAUCCGGCCCAGCGUCAUCGACUACCCUCGGAGUCGCUGGUCUUCGUGGCUCAUCGAUGAUGAACUUGGCUGGCAUUAUUGAUUGCAACCCCGAGAAUCCCGGGAUGUGGUUGACUGGCAUCAAUGUUGGUGGCGCAUCAAACUCGUUUCUUUCUGUUGACAGCAAUGGGGUGACGGUUUGUAGGGACGUGGCGGGAUUCUUGAAAUGGAGAGCCACGAAUGCCCCACCAAGUGUGGAGUGGGUAUUGGCACAUGCCGGGGCAGCGAUUGGAACUGUUGCUGUAAAAAAGUCCAGGGGAAAGCAAGAGUUGGAGAACAUGCUGCAUGAUAUGAGUAUAGAUGAGACAACUCUGGGCGAUCAACAAACGGGACAGAAUGAUGCGGAGGACUAUUUUGAAAUCUAUCACCGACAGCCAACGGAAACUAAGGAGACGUUUAUGACUCGCGUACUAACUCCUGGGAUGGAACCUGAUCUGUGCGUCAAUGACUUGAAAGAAGUGGACGUUACAGGGAACGAUGGGGGUGUGAAGCGCAAAUGGCUGGAUGAUUGGAAGGUUGUAUAUGCCUAACCCGGACUCAAGAUUGUAUAUCCAUUUUAAUAUGUGUAAUUAUCUCAUGUGGUCGAAUACAUCAACUGUAGCUACCAACUGG